CCCCGUCGCUUCUCGCUCCUUUCACUUAGGCUGCGCUACACGUUGUGGAGCGACCCGGAUCCCUUGGCCUCCUACUUACAAUACCACCGUUGCACAACGUGUAGAGUGGCUUUCUCCUUGGAGCCAGCACGGCAAGAUGGCCGUCACUGUCUACAGACGACGCGGACGAGUUUAGUGAUCCGCCUCUUCUGUGCUAGUGUCUGUUUGAGUGUGUUCGUGACCGUAUGAUUCCGUUGGUGUGGAAUACCGCAAUGCGAAAAUGGUAACGUGAAUCCAGUGUCAGUGAACUGUUGCGCCACGGGUGAAAAUAUUUGUGUUGGUGAUUGUCUAUCUCUAAAAUACUCAUGAAAGAGACUUCAACGGUGGAGACUUCACUUGUUGACAUGUGUCAAGUUUUCGACCUAGAAAGCCUUUUGUCUAAGUGUUCUGAGUGAAAGCCAUCAUGAAGUUCCAUUGGAUUACAUUAUGGAUACUUGGAAUAAUCAUUGGCUGUGGGCACGCCCAGUUCUCCGACAACACCCCGCCCGUGGUGGUGGUCGAGCGAUACUGGACAGUGCCGGACACAGAGCCAGUGGGGGCGGUCAUAGUCAGGGUACACGCCGAGGAUAACGAAGGUGAUCCUCUAGAGUACGGCCUGGAGAAACCCGAUGGUCCUUCGAACUUCAACAUCUUCAUGAACAACAGUCUCCGGGAUCUACCCUUCAGGAUCGACAACCAGACAGGAGUCGUCUACACGAAUGACUCUUUGGCUGACAGGGGUGGAGAGAGCCUGUUCUUGUACGUGACCGUCUACGACGGCCAGCUAACUCACAAGAGCGAAGUCUGGGUGGACAUCAUGAACACUACCGGACUCCAGGACUCCCGACGUCCCGCACCCCCCAGGAUUCCGUCCAACAUGGGUCCAGGGUUCCGAGCUCCUCCCCCUCCCAACCCAAACUUCCGCACGCCCUUUCAUCCUAUGUUGUUUCCAGGAAGACCUUUUCCAAAACCUAUAAACAAUGUUCAACUUCCUAGUCAACCUGCGACUACAAAGGUAUCUUCGACAACUACUACCACAACCUCUACGACAACAACGACCGAGUCUACUACAAAGGCUGCUAAUUUAACGACAACUACGGUGAAACCUACAAAGGUCACCGAAGACACUUCUGCGACAAACAAAGUCGUGGUAACGUCCGCACCAGUGGAUGAAAGUCAAGCUGUGAUCAGGAACCUUGCUUUAACCAUCAUACCUCUAGUGCUAGUGUGUGCCACCUUCCUUGUGUCUGCCAUCAGUGUAUGUGUGUUCAGGAAGAAAAUGUGCAAGACAAAGAAAAAGUCCAAAAAGGGAGAUAAGGAUAAAGAGAUGGCAGCCAACAACACAUCCCUAGAGGAGCCAAUGGCGAUGCAGCAAUGGCUUGGUCCUCGAGCAUACAGCAACCGAUACGAAGCUUGGGACUCGGAAACCGCUCAGCAUGGGGGAGCAAUGACAGCAGCGCAGCCACUUCCAGAGAAGCUAGACCCUUGGGAGUUCCCUAGGCAUCACCUUAAAGUCUUCAACAUUCUCGGAGAAGGAUGUUUCGGUCAAGUCUGGAAGUGUGAAGCUAUGUCUAUUGCAGGCAGAGAAGGGCCAUCCGUAGUAGCAGUUAAAACGCUUAAAGAAAACGCAGGAGAAAGAGAACGAACUGAUCUCCUACAAGAACUACAAGUUAUGAAAAUGUUGGAACCUCAUGCUAAUGUGGUUAGACUUUUAGGCUGCUGCACAGAAAAAGAUCCGUUGUUUGUGAUCAUGGAGUACAUAUGCCACGGUAAGCUGCAGAGUUACCUCCGCAACUCUCGGGCCCAGAGGUACUAUGACAACAUGCACGCCAAGUCUGCGACCCUCACCUCCAGAGAUCUCACUUCCUUCUGCUACCAGGUGGCGAGAGGGAUGGAGUUCCUAUCAGGAAAAGGGAUUAUUCACCGAGACCUGGCGGCAAGGAACAUUCUUGUUGGUGAAAACCAGAUCUGCAAAGUGGCUGACUUUGGGUUUGCUCGUGACGUCAUUACGAGUCAUGUGUACGAGCGGAAGUCUGAGGGUCGGUUGCCGAUCAGGUGGAUGGCGCCAGAGUCCCUUUACGACAACCUCUUCUCUGUCAAAAGCGACAUUUGGAGCUUCGGAGUCCUAAUUUGGGAAAUCGUCACGCUUGGAUCGACGCCUUACCCUGGCCUUGGGGCUGCAGAGGUGAUGAGGAAAGUAAGAGAUGGCUACAGACUUGACAAGCCUGAACAUUGCCGCAGAGAACUGUACAACAUAAUGUACUACUGCUGGGACCAAGAUCCUGCCGAGAGGCCCACCUUCACAGAGCUGGUGACUCUACUAGAGCAGUUGUUGUUGACAGAGACAGACUACAUACAGCUAGACAGGUUCCCUGAUCAUUCCUACUACAACAUGGUGUCUCUGAGUGGGGAAAAACUGUGAUCUAAUUGGUACCAAAGGAUGUACAUAUUUUGUACAGUUUAUAUAGACCCCUGGAAAGGCAACUUUUAUUUAAAAGAGAAAAUGUAAUGUCUUUUAGUCCAUUUGGUAUUUAAUUUCGUUUUACCAUUGUAAUUAAAUUUAACAAGAAAAGUUAUUUAAUGUUUAAUUUGAUUAAUGUAAUACUUUUUUGAAAAUUGGUAGAUUUCACUUUUUUUUUGUUUGUUACUUCAAUCGUACAAAGUAAUAAGAAGAUAAAUUUUUGUUAUCACCUUCAUUCAGUAAACCACAACCUAGUGAUUUCUUGCAUCGUAUGAAAAGGUACUGUAAAUCCAAAUUAUGUAUAUCUAAUUUAUGCGUGAUGAGAAUCUCCAUCUCAAUAUACUGUAAUCUACAUUAUUUUUUUAUUUAAUACGAAGCAUGAUCUGUAAUAAUAAUAAUUUACUUGCAGAAUUACGUCAGUACAUGAUCAAUGUAAUGAAGAUUUACCUUCACUUUGGAAGGAAAAAAUGAAUUUUCACAGGAUAGUUUUAAUGUCUUUUAAAGGGUCUGCGACACUGCAAUUAAGUUAUUAUUUCCAGUGCAAAAUCUUUAAAGGGUUUUAACAGUAAUUAGAGAGAAGCUCAAUAAUUAAUGAGGUGCAUAGAUAAAAUAAAUGUUGUAAAUUAGUAGUUGUAGCCAUGAUAACAGGUUUGUAAAUAUAUGUAAAUAAGUAUUAUUAAUUUAUAAUACACGGAGAAAUGUUUAUUUUAAAUAUUUUGUAAAAAAUAUA
Molecule: messenger RNA, 3209 nt
Organism: Macrosteles quadrilineatus (aster leafhopper)
Lineage: Eukaryota; Metazoa; Arthropoda; Insecta; Hemiptera; Cicadellidae
Gene: Cad96Ca
Product: tyrosine kinase receptor Cad96Ca
Exons: 10
Coding region: 443-2440 (665 amino acids)
Biological process (GO): cell surface receptor protein tyrosine kinase signaling pathway; positive regulation of kinase activity; homophilic cell-cell adhesion
Cellular component (GO): membrane; signaling receptor complex
Molecular function (GO): ATP binding; calcium ion binding; transmembrane receptor protein tyrosine kinase activity
Source: RefSeq, a predicted model, not a curated record